Neodiprion fabricii is the source of this 1529-nucleotide messenger RNA. Its product is annotated as probable pyruvate dehydrogenase E1 component subunit alpha, mitochondrial. Gene Ontology annotation, cellular component: intracellular membrane-bounded organelle. NCBI's taxonomy places the organism in Eukaryota, Metazoa, Arthropoda, Insecta, Hymenoptera, Diprionidae. Gene Ontology annotation, molecular function: pyruvate dehydrogenase (acetyl-transferring) activity. Gene Ontology annotation, biological process: pyruvate decarboxylation to acetyl-CoA. The transcript is spliced from 7 exons. The record is from RefSeq and is a predicted model, not a curated record. The coding region runs from base 157 to 1362 and encodes 401 amino acids.
CAAUCGUUGGUCCACGGCGCACGGUCGUUCUCCUCUAAAUGUCCGCUGUCGCGUAGCUUGUAAUAUCCGUGUUCCUCUCAUUUGCCAGCUGGGAAAUAUAAUUAAACGUAAUUUUAAAAAAAUUUCAAUUACCUGACACGGCAUUCUACCUCUAAAAUGAUUCCCAACUGCAUUAGGAGCAUUGGCAGUCAAACGUCGAAAAGAAAUUAUGGAAGCUGGAGCAAGGCUGUGUCUUUUUUAUUAAACAAGAAUAAUUACGCGACGGAGGCAUCCUUCGAAACAAAGCCAUUCCGUUUACAUAAAUUAGAAUCAGGCCCAUCCACGCAGGUGUCAGUAACAAAAGAGGAUGCUCUCAAGUACUACAAGCAAUUGCACACCAUCCGUCGUAUUGAAACAGCGGCUGGCAACCUUUACAAAGAAAAAAUUAUAAGGGGUUUUUGUCAUCUUUACUCCGGACAGGAAGCAUGUGCAGUUGGGAUGACUGCCGUCCUACGUCCUCAGGAUUCCGUAAUAACAGCUUAUCGUGUUCACGGAUGGACUUAUCUUAUGGGUGUUUCCCCGUUAGGUGUACUAGCUGAACUUACAGGGCGUCAAAGCGGGAAUGCACGCGGUAAAGGUGGUUCCAUGCACAUGUAUGCCAAGAAUUUUUACGGAGGCAAUGGUAUUGUUGGUGCCCAGGUGCCGCUGGGUGUAGGCGUAGCCUUUGCUGCCAAAUAUCAAAACACCGGUGGAGUAUGUUUAGCUUUGUAUGGUGAUGGCGCUGCAAAUCAAGGUCAGAUAUUCGAGGCUUACAAUAUUGCCAAGCUGUGGGAUAUUCCCUGCAUUUUUGUUUGCGAAAAUAAUGGUUAUGGUAUGGGAACCAGCGCAGACCGAGCAGCUGCCAGUACGGACUAUUACACAAGAGGAGAUUAUGUUCCCGGAAUCUGGGUCGAUGGAAUGGACGUUUUAGCCGUGCGAGAGGCUACUCGUUAUGCCAUUGAUCACUGCACCAGUGGAAAAGGACCAAUUGUCCUCGAAACAGCUACUUAUCGUUACAGCGGUCACAGUAUGUCAGAUCCAGGCACAAGCUAUCGUACUAGGGAAGAAAUUCAAGAGGUUCGUCAGACUCGUGACCCUAUUACCAGCUUUAAAGAAAGGAUUCUCAACUCGAACUUAGUUGCAGCUGAUGAACUCAAGAAACUUGAGGCUGAGGUCAGAAAAGAAGUUGAUGAUGCGGUGAAGAUUGCUAAGACAGACAAAGAAAUCCCUAUGAGUGAAUUGACCACAGAUAUCUACUCUGCACCUCUUGAAAAAGAAGUGCGCAAUGUAACCCCUUUCAAUCCACUACCUCAUGGUAGGCUGGGUCCCGCCAUUAAUCUUUAGAGGAAAUUAUGAUUCAAUCAGACGCUGGUCGUGAGAUUGACAUGUGGCUGUAAUAAUUUAGUAGUAAGUGAAAUAGAAAAUCGACAACUACUACAUGCCAGAUUAAAAGAAUUACAUUUGUUUUAAACAGAAUACUGAAAUUGUGAAUAAAUAAAUUUUCGAAAUAA